AUGACACCAGAAAGGCCGAUCCCUUAUCAAGACGAUUUCAAAUCCGCAGACGAAUACGUCGAUUCUCUCCUAGAAUUUUCUGCCGCGUCCACAAUUUUUCAGACGCUAUGUGGCGGCGUACAUAUUCUCGACUUCUUCACCCAAACACCAAGUUUAUAUCAUAAAGUCGUGCCCCAGGAAUGGCGAUCAUGGCUUCUGAGACGGGAAUCUAUGGAAUUGCUGGAUUUCUUGAUGCGUGAUGAUUUGAAGACGCCAAGAGAGGAUAGCCCGCCUGAAAGUUUGGUGAAAUAUAUCAAGGAUAUCAGAAAGCAUUCUUUACAGCGUAAUCUUCCGGUUGGAAAAGAAAAAGAUACAAGGCUUCCGAGACAGGUCUCUGUUGGUAUGAUACCCAAAAAGAUCCAUGAGGUGAGUAGGUUCGCGGAUUAUGCUGUCAAGGUCGCCGAUGAUGCAUCAAUUACCUCGGGUAAGAAAAUCACGCAUUUUGUUGAUUUCGGAAGUGGUCAGAAUUAUCUUGGGCGAACGCUGGCGUGUCCUCCGUAUAACAAGCAUAUUGUGGCCGUGGAAAGCAAGGAGCUUAAUAUUAAUGGCGCUAAGAGAAUGGACGUCUUUGCUGGUGUUGGGGAGAGAGAGAAAGUCAUGAGAAAUAAAAAGGUGUUCCGGCAGAUCCAGGAAAGUCAGAAGCCGGUAGAGACGAUGAAAGAUGCAGAGAAGCGAAGAGCUGCGAAUCCUCAGCAGCUGGAUCGUGAGGGAGUGGAUUUAAGGCCAAUUAAAGAUCUGGCAACGAUAUAUACACCUGCUGAAGGGAAGGGUUAUAUGCAAUACGUCGAGCAUAGAGUGGAAGACGGAGAUCUUUCAGAUGUUGUCAAGCAAAUCGAAAAACUCAAAAUAGAAGCUCCAUCAGGGAAUCUUCAACUAACAAAUGCCACCGGGAAUCCAGACCUACCAAAAGUCUUAGAGGAAAUCAGCAAAGAAGAAGAAAUCCGUCUCAUGGCAAUCUCAAUCCACUCCUGCGGAAAUCUCUCCCACCACGGAAUCCGCUCUCUAAUCCUCAACCCCUCCGUCCAAGCCAUUGCGAUAGUAGGCUGUUGCUACAACCUCCUAACCUCCCGUCUCGGCCCCUCAACACUCAAACACCCACACAUCCGUCGAAACCUCAAACCCAUCAACGCGCCUAACCACAACAAAGACCUCGCGGAAAACGACCCCCACGGCUUCCCCAUGAGCCAAAGACUCACGUACUACAAUGGCGAUGGCGUACGACUCAACAUCACAGCGCGGAUGAUGGGCGUGCAAGCCCCGCAGAAUUGGACUGCGAAGGAGAGUGAGAGUUUCUUCACAAGACAUUUUUAUAGAGCGAUGCUGCAGAAAAUGUUCCUCGACUACGGCGUCGUGCGAAAAUUACCAGCUGAUGAGAACGGGCCUGAAAGCACCGAACCCGUCAUCAUCGGCUCCCUACGAAAAAGCUGUUACGUCUCUUUCCCCAGUUACGUGCGCGGCGCCAUCGAUAAACUCAAAGUCGAUCCGGAGCGCGCGCUGGAUCUAGAUGGUAAGAUGGGCGGGAUCAGCGAUGCCGAGUUUGAUGAGUACUGUAAGCAUAACGAGGAGCUGAAGAAGGAGUUGAGUGUUACGUGGUCGUUGAUGGCGUUUAGUGCUGGGGUGGUGGAGAGUCUGAUUGUGGUUGAUCGGUGGUUGUAUUUGAGGGAGCAUGGGGAGGUGGUGCGGGAGUGUUGGGUCGAGCCGGUUUUUGAGUAUGGGUUGAGUCCGAGGAAUUUGGUUGUUGUUGGGGUGAAGAGGUGA
Messenger RNA from Glarea lozoyensis ATCC 20868, 1797 nucleotides. RefSeq lists its product as uncharacterized. The transcript has a single exon. Bases 1 to 1797 code for a protein of 598 amino acids. The record is from RefSeq and is a predicted model, not a curated record. NCBI's taxonomy places the organism in Eukaryota, Fungi, Ascomycota, Leotiomycetes, Helotiales, Helotiaceae.